Molecule: messenger RNA, 1231 nt
Organism: Scatophagus argus
Lineage: Eukaryota; Metazoa; Chordata; Actinopteri; Scatophagidae
Gene: dnal1
Product: dynein, axonemal, light chain 1
Exons: 8
Coding region: 58-639 (193 amino acids)
Cellular component (GO): cytoplasm
Molecular function (GO): protein kinase binding
Source: RefSeq, a predicted model, not a curated record
CAGCUUGUAGGCUGCUUUUCAGUGUCAUAGCAACCAGCGUAGAUCUCAGCCGUCAACAUGGCCAAAGCGACGACUGUGAAAGAGGCACUAGUCAAACUGGAGGAGAAAUCAGGGGAGAAAGUGAGCGAGGCUAAAGCCAUAAAACUGUAUGGCCAGAUUCCUCCGAUUGAGAAGAUGGAUGCAUCUCUCUCCACACUCACCAACUGCGAGAAGCUGUCUCUAUCCACCAACUGCAUUGAGAAAAUAACCAAUCUCAACGGCCUGAAGAACUUGAAGAUAUUGUCAUUAGGAAGAAAUAAUAUAAAGACGUUAAGUGGGCUGGAAGCAAUAGGAGACACAUUAGAGGAGUUGUGGAUCUCCUAUAACUUGAUAGAGAAACUGAAGGGAGUCCAGUGCAUGAAGAACCUCAGAGUCCUCUACAUGUCCAACAACUUGGUCAAAGAAUGGGGGGAGUUUGUGAGGCUGGCUGAACUACCAUGCCUUGCAGACCUGGUGUUUGUUGGAAAUCCUCUGGAGGAGAAACAUUCAGCUGAGGGAAGCUGGAUGGAUGAAGCCACUAAAAGACUACCGAAUCUAAGGAAACUAGAUGGAACCCCAGUCAUCAAACAGGAAGAAGAUGAGGGAGCAGGAGAGAGCUGAAAAGCACAACUAUCUCCAAAACUAAAACUGUCUUCCUCAAGAGACUUUCCUUUUAAGUUUUAUGUGGUUUGUAAUGGUGCUUUCCUUUAUAUAAAAUGGGACUUUGUUACAGACUAUUAACAAGCACAAAACAACCAACAAAUACACAGAAUGUGUAUGUUUUAGAUUUGAAAAGGUUUUGUGGCUUUAGGACCAGAAAGCGGUUUUAAUGUGAAACUACAAGCACUUUUGCUAUUUACAGUAUUUUUUGGUACUGUCAAACUUUGAAGGAUAUUCAAGCUUAAUUACUGUAGUUUACUGAAAACUUAUGUAGCCGAAAAAUGCAACUAAUUUACACUGUGUUUGUUUUUACGGUGCCCUUGAUUUAUAUGAUUCAUUGUGUUUUAGCAAGAACUGAAGCACAGCGUAUCACAGUCACACAAAUAAGCAGAGACAUCUGUGUGGACCAGAUCAUCUUGGAGCUCCAUGAUGCACAUUCCUCUUUCCAUAACAUCACCAUGGAGCAAUGGCCAAAGGACAGAAACUGUAGGUUAAUGUUGGGUCUGUAGUUUCCAUAUUGUUCCUGUUCUAUUAAAUAUGAUACAAAGAUUAA